AUGUCCGACAUGACCAAACGAUUUGAAUUUAAUUUUUCUUUUUUCGAAGAAUCGGAAGGAGUGAUUAAUUCUGUCUAUUUUAUUUGGAUGAGAGAAGUAUCUUUAUUGUCAACCAUUGAUUCUUCCAAAUCUCAAUGCUUUCCAGAAAAAUUAGUGACAUUUAACAGUCAUUUCACACGAUCCAAUGAUGAAAAUGAAUCCAUAAUGGACAAGAUUCAAAAAGGAUCUUCCGAUAUUCUGGAAUUUGUGUUAAAAGUUAACACAUUGGGAGAUGCUUGGAAACAAGCAAAAACGAUUAAUGAAAUCACUUUACUAGAAUUUCUUCAUAAGGAAAAACAAAGUUUUGAAUAUAUUCGCGUUCCUCGUUUAUUCGAUUACGAUCUUGAUGGUACAACUUGUGACUACGAAUAUCUCUUAAUGGAAAAAUUAUCUGGAGUUUCCAUGAGUUUACAUAGUCGAAUCAUGGACAUUGAUGAACGAAAAUUUUGGAUUGAACAAAUCGCUCAUUAUUUAAUUGAAAUGAAAGAACGAGUGUCUUCAAAGAUUUAUGUGGAAAGAAUUGGAUUGGAUACAACCCACGAGGAAAAUCGACAACAAUUUGACUUGAAAUUUUUGGAAAAUUCGAAAAAAGAGACGAAAUGGUUUGGAGGUAGUUUUUUGAGCUUGAAGCAUGGGAAUCCUGCAAAAGAAUUUGAUAAUAGGCAAAAAUGUAUUGGUGUGACUCUUUGCCCCUAUGUGGAUAGUAAGAAAGGUCCAUUUGAUAAUUAUGUAGAUUAUCUAAAAUCGCUCAUUGAAUUUAGAAUUCCAAUAUUUGAAAGAAUUGAAAAUGGACGAUUUAAAAAAUACAUUCCAUUCAUGAAGAAAUAUAUUGAGAAAUAUUUGAAUGAUGAAUUUCGAGAAAGAGUGGAGAAGGAAAAUCUUUCACUUUUUAUCAGUCAUGGAGAUCUCUCAAUGAGUAAUGUGAUAAUUUGUCCCAAGAGUAAGAAAAUUACUGGAAUUAUUGAUUAUGAAUGGGCACGCCUCUCUGUAAUUGAGGAAGAUUAUCGAACUGUUCUCCAAGAUUGGUGCAUUGGUGUCACAGAUUUGGAGCACUAUUUUACUUCCCUCCUUAAACCUCAUUUAUCGAAUUUGUAUGAAGAAAUUUUAAAACAUUUCCAAUUCAUUGACUUGUUGAGCAAUAUUGAAAACUUUAGACAAUUCAAUGUGAAUGAUGAGAAGGAAGCAGAACUUUCAGUCGUGACAGUUAUGGAGGAAUUGGAUGAACUGUGUUUGAGAGUAUUGUGA
Molecule: messenger RNA, 1284 nt
Organism: Naegleria fowleri
Lineage: Eukaryota; Heterolobosea; Eutetramitea; Acrasida; Naegleriidae
Exons: 1
Coding region: 1-1284 (427 amino acids)
Source: RefSeq, a predicted model, not a curated record